Molecule: messenger RNA, 3169 nt
Organism: Aphanomyces astaci
Lineage: Eukaryota; Oomycota; Saprolegniomycetes; Saprolegniales; Verrucalvaceae
Exons: 9
Coding region: 22-3078 (1018 amino acids)
Source: RefSeq, a predicted model, not a curated record
UGCCUGGAUACCGGUAGCAGCAUGACUGUACGUCAGCUGCUUCUUGUGGGUUGUGGGCUACUUGCGGCCAACGCUAAGCAUAUUGUGUCCAACCCGGUGAUGCUGUUGUUGAGCUAUGGUGCUCACACAAUGGCUCAACCCCCUGCGCAUGUCGUUGGCAUUACGAUUGCGCCCAAUGCUGAACCACUUGCCGUACCAGCUAGUGAACUCAACAAUUCUGUCGUAUUGUUGCUCAGUGCUGGCAUUCGCGAUGUGAUGACGAUGAAGAGUCUCGCGGUACCUCCAGCGAUCCGAACCAACGAAAUCGUAGUCGACAUCACUGACCUCGACUUGCUCCGUCCUCCCCAGAGCAAAGUGCAUGCGAUAUCUGGCAUCACUGCCGCAUUAUCCAUUGUGUCUGGUGCGUUCGUGGCGAUACUUGGAUUUAAAAUGCGUCGACUUGCAGUGCUCCUAUGUGGGUUUGCAGUGGGUGGGCUCUCGUGUUAUGCCCUUGCGACCACCGUCCACUUUUCUGAUCCGUCGUCGAUCGUGCUUGGUGCGUGGCUGUCGUUCCUGGUCGGCGGCCUCCUCGUUGGUGUCAUAUGCAUGCUUGUUGAACAAGUGGGCAACUUUGUCGUUGGUGCUUCGGGGCGCGCGUCCAUGACGAUCUUGAUUCACAUUUCGUUCAACUACUUGGGCUCGCCAUCCAACCCCAACGCCGCGUUGUACAUAUUUGGAGCCAUAUUAUCACUGACGUUGGGACUCGUGGCCGUGCUCAUGGGCAAACCAUUCUUGAUCGUAGCCACUGGCCUUACGGGGGCACUGGAAUUUGUCUGGGGAAUUGGGUAUUUUGUAGGUCAAUACCCAUGCGUGAUUGCGUUGCCGCGAACGCAAUACCUUACAGGAGGUGCGUGGCACUACGACAACCCAUCGGCGUGGUGGGUCUACCUCUCGGUCAGUCUGGCGGUUGCUAUCGUUGGCAUUGGACUGCAAUUUGCUGUUACGGCUGUGGACGCACCCCCCAAGAAACCGCAAGAUCUCCAUCAUGCCACCCGUAAAUCAGGCCAUCGUGAUGUCCUUGGACCCCCAGAUGCACACCGCCACACUCAUCGCAUCAACGAUGACGCUAUUGAAUUAGUCGAAAUUACCUACAGCCGACACGGUCGAUUUAGCAGAACCCUCGAAGACGACCUUGAGCGGAAUCCCCAUCGAUAUGGAGAAGACAUGGAACCCGUGACGGAAACCGCCUUCGUCACCAUCCAUUCGGAAGUGCGUCAAGGCGGCUUUGUGUGGUCACAUUUGAUUUGGAUGAUGUACGGCGCGACAGCUUCGGACGGCCUGCUGGGCACUCGCAUCAGCACUGCGGCUUCGAUGCAGCCGUAUCUGCUUUUGGCUACAAACGUCGCCAUGAUGGCCUGUGUUCUCGUCGUGACACUUUCCAUGCAUGCCUCCAUGCAGCGAUACGAUGCAUUAAGUGACAAGCUGGACAUGUACUUGAACAACCAAGCCACCACCCUUGGUUCUCAUCAAGCACAACCACUCCAGUUACCGUUCAAGUUCGCCGUGAGCCACGUAACCCCUCGUAAAGAUCAGUCGAUGCGAGGGACAUGCUGGGACUUUGCCACCAUUGGCGUGUUGGAGCAGUCGUAUCGCGCAGAGGCGAUUCGAAAGGGUUACCUCACCGUGAACCAGUACGUGUCGUUCUCAGAACAGGCGUACGGUGCGGAAAUUCUCGAGUUGUGUGCUGGCCCUGCAAAUUCCCCCCAACAAGUCGCGUGCCGUGUUGCUGGUGAUUCGAUGUGGAAAAACUCGACUGAAGGGGGCGAAGUGGCCGUGUUGUACUAUUUGCAAUAUGGCUUGAAAGAGUCUGUGUUUCCCGAUGCGAUUUGCCCAUACUUGAACGACAACAACGGCAGCGACUCGAUCUGUCCUGGGUUGUCCGACACUCGGCACGCAGACAAUCCCAUCUCGUUUACCAUUCGCUCGAUGGAGACGUGGUACGAAGACUUGACCAUCAAGCAGCAAUUGUUUGCCCAGAACAAGGCGAUGGCGCUGUCGACCCCUGUCACAUACGUCACACACUACUACCCAUGUCUGUCCCGCUUCAGCCACGACUCGGACCCGCACUGCUCGGUGGACCAAUGCACGCUGUGUCCCCCUGAAAUGGCGGCCACGACCUGCUGCAUCCCGUUGAAAGGCGGGCGCAACCGCAACAUGGAAGGCGAGUUCUUCCACCAUCGCGGUAUGACCAUCGAAGGGGGCCACGCUAUGCUCCUCGUGGGCUACAACGAUGCGUUUCUCACGCGCGACGGGUACACUGGUGGCCUCAUUGUCAAGAAUUCGUGGCUCGAUGGACCGACGCAGGGCAGCCAUUCGUUGGCGUAUUGGAUGCAAGAGGUGUCGGACUGGGAAGAACGCGUCGUGUGUCCCAACUCGUACAAUCCGUUCAACUGGUACCAAUGUGGCAACAACGCCGCCUCCCCUGUCGUAACCCCCCACAACGACACCACAUCGUCGUCAUCCUUAUUUAACCGAACCAAGGCGUUCGACGAAGGGGUCGGCGCGUGCUUGUCGGAGGAAUCGCGCAUCUACGCCCACGUGAAUAUGCAGCCGCUGCACUUGGAGUGCGUGGACGGAACGGCGUGCUCGUUGGAGCCCAACACGACGUACUUUGUGCGCAACACGACCGACUGGGGCGACCGCAUGACGGUCAUGUGCGUGUGGGAGCACAACCUGCACACGCCGUCGCGAGAGUUUUGUCUCAAGCCGAUGCUCGAGGUGGACAUUGCACGCACAUUGCGCCCCGUGGCCCAUGAAGUUCGAGCCAACGACCCGGACCGGUGCGGGUUUUACUUUAUGCCGUACGCCAGCAUCCGCCAGUACAUUGCGCAAUUCCAGGGGUUCUACGUCAACAGCUUUGACAUCGAGUGGGCGCCACAGUCGUUUGCUGCCAACCGCCACAAGUUCCCGCACCUCAACUAUACGUUGCUCGAGCGGUCGACGCGCCACCAGAACCGCAGCUCGUUCGAUGGACCGUUUCCGCAUGCCCGGGUGGUGGCACCCGAGGAAUUCCAUCCCCAUGCACAUUAUCACCCGUAGUUGAGAAGGCGAUCAUGUGAUCAAAAAAUACAUCGUUUUAGAUGGACCUAAUACGUACAGGCUAAAAGUUGAACCUACUGAAACAAUUUGC